UGCCUUGUCUUUAGCACUGAAUCCGGAUUCAAGUUUGCUUUACUUCCGACCUUGGAUCCCAGUCCAUCGAUCUUGAAUUUAUAAGGUGCUGAGUAAUAGCACUAUUUUGUGGACAUUGAAGACAUUACCUCCCACUUCGACACACAACACCCCCGACUUUGGAAUUAUUGGCACCUUCAAAAGCAAAUACGGUGGCGGGGGAUCAAAGGACAGAGCCAAAGGGCUGGAAUAUCAUCCUCAUAGCAUCGUCGGCGGUUGAUGGCGAGUGUGGAUAUCUUGCAUGAUGACAGCCACAUUGAACGGGGUGUUCAAUUCGUCCCCUGACACACCCUCUACCAUUUAUCCUGAUCGUCUGAUCCGUCCUCUACCUCGACGGACCCUCCGUUCACGCCUUUCUUCCGAUGCUGCUGAUACUCUAUUCUAUCCGCCUACACCGCCGGCGUCUCAAAUAUUCUAUGGCGUUUCUGCGGAUUCCGAAGAAGCGGUCAAUGAAUCCAAAGUUUAUGUGCAGCAGACUGUUGAGACUGAAUUGUCGCCAGAGGUUGACACCCAUGAAUUUGAGACGUCAGUAGAGUUGGAGAGCGGUGAUGAAGGCGGUCCGAUGGUUGUUCGGAGGAGUGGUGUUAUCCGGAGAUCUUCGCUUUCACCUCCUGUGUCUGGCAAUCCACAUAGCUUCCCUCACGACACACCGCAGACAAAAUCUUCAACCGGGGACGGUUACGACGCGUUUGAGAAUACGAAUAACAAGAAAAAGCGAAAGAUACCUACACCCGGAAACUUGGGAGCACACCAUUCUGCAUUGUCUCCGGAGUUCGCCAGUAUGGGGUUGGCAAGCUCAACCCCCGUACGGGUUCCUACCCCGACCGAUGCCACUGGUACAUAUUAUGGGAGUGGAAACCCUGCGUCUCCUUUAGGAAAUGGAAUAUCUGGUUCAGGAAGAGGUCGGUUGGGACGUCCUACUGUUCGUAGCAGCAGCAGGAACCCGUUAUCGCCUAAUGCUCAACAUGGAUGGUUGAAUGCUCGGACGCCCAGUCGGCGGGACGGGUUGAUGUCAUCCCCUGGCCCUUCUGGUGAAUCUCCUUCUGACCAGGGAAUUAUCUCCACCGCGAUCGCCAAUGCUGCAACACACUCCUCUCCGCCUCGAGGUCCCAGUAACGUCAGCCUAUUGGAGAAAGAGAAAGAAAAUACCACUCCGACGAAAACACAAUUCACCUUCACGUGUGAGUCCGACUCGUCCAAAGGCAUGGCCAUGCAGCGAAAUUAUUCAAUCCCUUAUCGAUCCCCCACUUCACCACUCGGUCCGGCAAGUCAAAAACAAAGGGGGUUCUCCACACAAGGGACACAGACUAGCCCUACGAACAACCAGGCCCCACCCGAUACGCAAGCACCCGCUCAAGGUGGAGAGCCAACUCCCGUGGGCCCCAAGAAGAAACGAUCUCCAAGCAGCACAUACGCACUGUCUGCACGUCAACGCAAGAUCCAGCAACAAUACACGAACUUCCACCACCCCCCUAGUCUCGAGGACAUCUGGAUCUGUGAAUUCUGUGAAUAUGAGAGCAUCUUUGGGCAUCCCCCCGAAGCCCUAAUCCGACAGUAUGAGAUGAAAGACCGCAAGGAGCGCAAGCGACUGGCGGAGAAGAAGCGACUUUUGGAGAAGGCCAAGAUGAAGGGUCGCAAGACCAAGAAGGCGACGAAGAACGCAUCGAAGAAUGGCUCCCAGCAGCCUUACCAGCAGGGAUACGACCGCGCUUCGGCUGACCACUCCCCCGGCGGUGGAUCAGGCCUUCCCGAUGAUGAAUACCAAGGACAUGAGUACGAUGAUGAUGAUGAUUCGCCGAUCCCAUCUUUAGCCCCUGCAUCCCCCUCCGACCUCAAGCCUCCACUGCCGCCCUCUGGAAAUCAUCCGAAGAUCGCGGCUUCUGUCCAAGGCAUCAAGGGUUCUGCGGAUUCCGGAGCAAGUCGACCGGCGUAGUCGACCUACCGCGUCCGCAUAGCUGUUCUUUCGCAUUUCAUCAUUGCAUUUGUUUUUUUUCUCGGGUUGACAGGGUGUUUGGGUAUUUUUUGAGGGGUGUUCUGGGAUUGUUGCAUGGAAGGAAAUCCCCUCUCAAGCAUGUUGGUAUGGCGAGCAACUCAUCGGACAAAGUUCCUUGUUGGAGUUUUUCUUCUUUUUUUUAUCUUUGUAAUUGUAAUGUCCAUGAUAUGUAUGUUCUGAAUCAGAUGUGAAAU
Messenger RNA from Penicillium samsonianum, 2226 nucleotides. RefSeq lists its product as uncharacterized. NCBI's taxonomy places the organism in Eukaryota, Fungi, Ascomycota, Eurotiomycetes, Eurotiales, Aspergillaceae. The transcript has 4 exons. The coding region runs from base 281 to 1972 and encodes 563 amino acids. The record is from RefSeq and is a predicted model, not a curated record.